AGCGGCAGAGCGGGAGUCAGACGCACCGCGGGCUCCCCGGGAGGGCCCUCGCGGCGCGGGGCGCAGUCCCUGAGCCCCUGGGUCGCCCGCGUCGUCGCGGGGAGCGCGGCGCCGGCUCCCGCUCGCCAUGAGCCGCCUCUUCGGGCCCCGGCUGCCCGCUCUGGCCGCCUCGCCCAUGCUCUAUCUGUACGGCCCCGAGAGACCCGGGCUGCCUCUGGCCUUCGCCCCCGCGGCCGCUCUGGCCGCCUCGGGCCGCGCGGAGCCCCCCCAGAAGCCGCCCUACAGCUACAUCGCGCUCAUCGCCAUGGCCAUCCAGGACGCGCCGGAGCAGAGGGUCACGCUGAACGGCAUCUACCAGUUCAUCAUGGACCGCUUCCCCUUCUACCACGACAACCGGCAGGGCUGGCAGAACAGCAUCCGCCACAACCUGUCGCUCAACGAGUGCUUCGUCAAGGUGCCCCGCGAGAAAGGGCGGCCGGGCAAGGGCAGCUACUGGACGCUGGACCCUCGCUGCCUCGACAUGUUCGAGAAUGGCAACUACCGGCGCCGGAAGAGGAAGCCCAAGCCAGGCCCAGGGGCCCCCGAGGCCAAGCGGGCGCGCGCGGAGACCCACGAGCGCGGCGCAGAGGCGCAGCCCGGGGCGGGCAGCGGGGCAGGGCGCCGGGGCCCCGACACCCCCCGCCGCGAGGGCGCGCCCGCGCGCCCCUCGCCCCUCGGGGGCGGCUCCUCUCCGCCCGCGCCCCUCCGCUGGCCUGGGCCCGUGUCCCCGGCGGAGGACGUGGGCGACGCUGUCCAGGGCGCGGCGGCGGCGGCGGCGGCGGCGGCGGCCUUGGCCACGGGCCAGCCGGCGCGCACGGUGGAUGGUCCGGGGUCCCCUCCGCGCCCUGCCUCCCACAGCUCUCCCAAGAGCUCCGACAAGUCCAAGAGCUUCAGCAUAGACAGCAUCCUGGCGGGACGGCAGGGCCAGGAGCCCGCCGGAGGGGCCGAGCUCCCGGGGGGCGCCAAGCCUGCGCCCCGCAGCUGUCUGGGUGCCUCGCUUCUGGCCACCUCUGCGAGCCUCCCUCCGCCUUUCAACGCUUCCCUGAUGCUCGACCCGCACGUCCAGGGCGGCUUUUACCAGCUCGGGAUCCCUUUCCUCUCGUAUUUCCCUCUGCAGCUUCCAGACACGGCGCUUCACUUCAGUAAAGCAAACGGUGGCGGUUCCUUCCCCUACCCUGGUCUGAGCUUGUGAGCGGCCGGGUCCCAUCACCGGCGGGAAGGAGUCACGGUUUUUAAAAAAACGAGCUUUUCUUCUGCAACGUGUGGAUCCCGGGAAGUGUUACCAACUUUUGCGCGCAGGUGGGCAGGGUCUCCUGCCUCCUCCAAGGUGAGGUGGACUUUCCCAGAACCCGGAGCACCAUCGGAGACUUAAAAGACCCCGUCCCACUAGGACUUGGGCAUCUCAGGCCUCCUGCGGAGAGAGCAGGAGACCUCCUCGACCUCAGGGCAGUCUAAGGGCAUGGUCUCCCACUCCCCACCUCGGGUCCUGCGUGUCCAGAGCAGCAAGGGCCCAGACUACCCGACGGCGGGGCCCACAGAUGCGGUGAGGGUGGUUUCAAACAGAACCACCAUCUAUCUGACGGUGGCCAGCCCCCUGGUUUGUCCCUGUGGCCCAGGUCUUGGCUUUGAAUCUGUGGGGUGAUGGGUGCCCACAGCUGGGUUUGUCCCUGAAGUCCCGGCGUGGGGGCACCAGGAGUGACCUCUGCUUUUCAGGUUCUUCACGAGAUCUAGGGCCUGGUGAGGAUUUAAGACCAACGUCCAGGUGGACAGCUAAGAAAUCACAUUUCUGUUUUGAAUAGAGAAUUUCUCUCUCUUUUUUUCUUUCUAGACAUUUUUACUGGGGAUACGCUAUAUUCUUUGGCUAGAUGCUUGACUUUUUCCUACAACGAUGGCCCUGUGAAAAUUCUAUGUUAACAACCCCUAUUAAGAAAGUGCACUCUAUACGAUAGCGUUUUGUUGUGUUACGAUAGCUUGCCAGUCAAUUCUCAUGAUCUCCAAGACAUGUUACCAACAUUAGCAGGCAUCCCGUCUUGUUGCUUCUGUUUUUAAGGGAUCAAAAGACAGCAGGGGACACCGGAAGUGUGUGACGAGGAGGGAAGGUGUCGUAGACAACACAAGAUUUUCCAUGUGCAUGUUUUUUUUCAAGCUCUAGGUUUGGGUUUUGCUACGUUUUCCAGAAUUGCGUAGUAAAGGACCACUUUUCCUUAAGAAAGUUGGAUGGAAACAAACACACACACACAAGCAGAUACUGGGAGAGAUGGGUCAUGCUGGGCAGAGAAAAGGAAUCUUCUGAUGAUAUCUGCUGGAGGGUGCCUCUCUGGACCCCAAAGAACAGGAGGCUCAGAGGGAGGGUUCUAUCAGACAUCCUCUCUCUAAGCCUCUACCCUUGGGCCUAGAGCCUGCAGCUAAAUAAACACCUUAUGGAGGUGACUGGAAAUCUG
Panthera uncia (snow leopard) is the source of this 2480-nucleotide messenger RNA. RefSeq names its product forkhead box L1 (gene FOXL1). The record is from RefSeq and is a predicted model, not a curated record. NCBI's taxonomy places the organism in Eukaryota, Metazoa, Chordata, Mammalia, Carnivora, Felidae. Gene Ontology annotation, biological process: cell differentiation; anatomical structure morphogenesis; regulation of transcription by RNA polymerase II. Bases 128 to 1231 code for a protein of 367 amino acids. Gene Ontology annotation, molecular function: RNA polymerase II cis-regulatory region sequence-specific DNA binding; DNA-binding transcription factor activity, RNA polymerase II-specific. The transcript has a single exon.